This is a messenger RNA of Macrosiphum euphorbiae (potato aphid), 774 nucleotides long. The record is from the annotation of a GenBank genome assembly. Lineage: Eukaryota; Metazoa; Arthropoda; Insecta; Hemiptera; Aphididae.
AUGCCAAGCAGCGUAAAUUCUUUCCGAUCGACAUCGUCUUUGACAUAUUUACCAUCACCAGUAACACAGCGAACAUGUAUGACUGCUGCUGUGAAACGCUACCGCUACUUGCGGAAAUUAUCGAACUUUAAACAAAUGGAUUUUGAGUUUGCACUAUGGCAAAUGACGUUUUUGUUUAUCAACCCACAGAAAGUAUAUCGAAACUUUCAACACAGAAAAGAAACUAAACUACAAUUUGCUCGCGAUGACCCUGCAUUUUUGGUGCUUUUAAGCGGACUUCUAUGUGUUUCAUCAAUAGCAUUUACUUACGUUCUAAGACUUGGUUUUGUUGAAUUUUUAAAAUUUCUAUUAUAUAUUGUAACAGUGGACUGUUUGUUAUCCGGUGUCGUAAUAAGUUCAGUGUUAUGGUUAGUAGCCAACAGAUAUUUAAUUAAGUCCAACUACAAAGGACAAGAUGUUGAAUGGGCUUAUGCAUUUGAUAUACAUUUAAAUGCUUUUGUGCCAACAUUAGUAAUAUCUCAUAUAUUUCAAUUGUUUUUCUAUCACAUAUUUCUCAGACACGAUUGGUUCUUACCAUUAUUUAUUGGCAACACGCUAUGGCUUAUAGCAAUUGGUUAUUACCUGUAUAUAACAUUUUUAGGAUACAGCUGUUUACCCAUCUUGCAAAAAACUGAAGUAUUGUUAACUCCAUUUAUUCUGCUAUUUUUUUUAUAUAUAUUGUCAUUUGCAAUAAAUUGGAAUAUAAGCGACAAUGUCAUGUCCAUAUACAAAUAA